UCCUGUACCCCUGGUGGAGAAGGCAGCUGGCUGCGACUGCAACCCCGACGCUGUGCCAGCGUCGCAGUGCCAGGAAUCCUAAAACCAAACUAUUAGAAGGAAAACAGAAACAUGGCUUACCUUAUGACAUUUCUUUGGAUAGUUUUGGUCCUGCUUCUCCAGAAUUCUGUAUCAGCUGAGGAUGAGGAAAUAAGAUCAAGUUGUCGUACUGCUCCAACAGAUUUAGUUUUCAUCUUAGAUGGUUCAUACAGUGUUGGCCCAGAAAACUUCGAAAUAGUAAAAAAGUGGCUUGUCAAUAUCACAAAAAACUUUGACAUAGGACCAAAGUUUAUUCAGGUUGGAGUGGUGCAGUAUAGUGACUAUCCUGUACUGGAGAUUCCACUUGGAAGCCAUGACUCAGGAGAGAACUUGAUGGCAGCGAUGGAUUCCAUACACUACUUGGGAGGAAACACACGGACUGGCAAGGCUAUCCAGUUUGCACUUGAUUACCUUUUCGCCAAGUCCUCACGAUUUCUGACUAAAAUAGCAGUAGUACUUACGGAUGGUAAAUCUCAAGAUGAAGUCAAAGAUGCAGCAGAAGCUGCAAGAGAUAAUAAAAUAAUAUUAUUUGCCAUCGGUGUUGGUUCAGAAACAGAAGAUGCAGAACUUAGAGCUAUUGCCAACAAACCUUCAUCUACUUACGUGUUUUAUGUGGAAGACUACAUUGUGAUAUCCAGAAUUAGGGAGGUGAUGAAGCAGAAACUGUGUGAAGAAUCUGUCUGUCCAACACGAAUUCCAGUGGCAGCUCGAGAUGAGAAGGGGUUUGAUAUUCUUUUAGGCUUGGGUGUAAAGAAAAAGGUUAAGAAAAGAAUCCAGCUUUUACCAACAAAGAUAAAAGGAUAUGAAGUAACAUCAAAAGUUGACUUAUCAGAAUUCACAAGCAAUGUUUUCCCAGAAGGUCUUCCUCCAUCAUAUGUAUUUGUCUCUACUCAGAGAUUUAAGGUCAAGAAAAUGUGGGAUUUGUGGAGAAUUUUAACCAUUGAUGGAAGGCCACAAAUAGCAGUUACCUUAAAUGGUGUGGAUAAAACUUUACUAUUUACAACAACCAGCGUGAUUAAUGGCUCACAAGUGGUCACUUUUGCUGACCCUCGAGUUAAGACAUUGUUUGAUGAAGGCUGGCAUCAAAUUCGUCUCUUAGUAACAGAAGAGGAUGUAACUCUGUAUAUCGAUGAUCAACAAAUUGAAAUCAAACCCUUACAUCCAGUUUUAGGGAUCUUUAUCAGUGGGCAGACCCAAAUUGGAAAAUACUCUGGGAAAGAAGAAACUGUUCAGUUUGAUGUCCAAAAGUUGCGAAUCUACUGUGACCCGGAACAGAACAAACGGGAGACAGCAUGUGAGAUUCCCGGAUUUAAUGGUGAGUGCCUCAAUGGUCCCAGCGAUGUAGGUUCAACUCCAGCUCCCUGUAUUUGUCCUCCGGGAAAACCAGGACUACAAGGCCCCAAAGGUGACCCUGGACAGACUGGGAGCCCUGGCUACCCUGGACAGCCUGGUCAAGAUGGUAAGCCUGGAUAUCAGGGAAUGCCAGGAUCCCCCGGUAUCCCCGGAUCCCCAGGAAUACAAGGAGCACGAGGACUACCAGGUUACAAAGGAGAACCAGGGAGAGAUGGUGAAAAGGGUGACCGUGGACUUCCUGGUUUUCCUGGGCUUCAUGGAAUGCCAGGAUUAAAGGGUGAAAUGGGCCCCAAAGGAGACAAAGGAUCACCUGGAUUUUAUGGCAAAAAGGGUGCAAAAGGUGAAAAGGGGAGUGCUGGUUUUCCUGGCCAUCCUGGACGUGCUGGAGAACCAGGACGCCAUGGAAAGGAUGGAUUAAUGGGUAUUCCUGGUUACAAGGGAGAGGCAGGCCCUCCAGGUGCUCCAGGGCAAGAUGGACCACGGGGAGAGCCUGGAAUCCCAGGAUUUCCUGGAAACCAAGGAUUAAUGGGACAAAAGGGAGAAAUUGGGCCUCCAGGACCAUUAGGAAAAAAAGGAGCUCCAGGGAUACCUGGUUCAACGGGAAGUGCUGGCUCACCAGGUCAUCCUGGAAAUCCAGGAUCUAAGGGGAACAAAGGUGAACCUGGACUUCAAGGGAUGCCUGGGACUUCUGGGCUCAAGGGAGAACAAGGAGCAGUGGGCCCCCAGGGAGAACCAGGAUACUUGGGUUUACCUGGAAUUCAAGGAAAAAAGGGGGACAAGGGAAAUCAAGGUGAAAAAGGCUUUCAGGGUCAAAGGGGAGAGAAUGGAAGACCAGGAAUUCCAGGGCAACAGGGAAUUCAAGGUCCUCAUGGUGCAAAAGGAGAGAAAGGUGAAAAGGGAGAACCUGGUGUCAGAGGUGCCAUUGGACCAAAGGGAGAAUCUGGGAUGGAUGGCUUGAUUGGGCCUAUGGGUCCCCAGGGACAACCUGGGGAAACAGGUCCUCAGGGACCUCCAGGAUUGGAUGGGAAGCCUGGAAGAGAAUUUUCAGAACAGUUUAUUCGACAAGUUUGCACUGACGUAUUAAGAGCUCAGCUACCAGUCUUACUUCAGAGUGGAAGAAUUCGAAAUUGUGAUCGUUGCCAGUCUCAACAUGGUUUUCCUGGAACUCCUGGGCCUCCUGGUCCUGUAGGCCCAGAAGGUCCCCGAGGAGUUCCUGGUUUGCCAGGAAGAGACGGUGCUCCUGGACUAACAGGCGCUCCUGGACACCCAGGUGCCAGAGGAUUGAAAGGCUUACCGGGAAUAAAUGGGGCAAAGGGGAGCCAAGGUUUUGGGUACCCUGGAGAGCAAGGUCCUCCUGGCCCACCAGGUCCAGAGGGCCCUCCUGGAAUAAGCAAAGAAGGUCCUCCAGGAGACCCAGGUCUCCCUGGCAAAGACGGAGAUCAUGGAAACCCUGGCGUCCAAGGGCAACCAGGUCCCCCUGGCAUCUGCGAUCCAUCACUGUGUUUUAGUGUCAUUGUCGGAAGAGAUCCAUUUAGAAAAGGACCAAACUAUUAAGUGUCUAAUGCCUCAUUCAGCAGCCUAGGCAUGGUGCUUUUCUUUUAUGGUCUUUUGCAUCUCAGGAAGAUAACAAAUGGUAAUCCCUUGAAAAGAAGCUAAAGUACCUCGGUGUUUUUAUUGUUAUUUUUUUCUUAAGGAAAAAGAUAUGAAAGGUCACAUAUACUGAUCUUGAAGGAUCCUCAGUAAAUUGGAGCCUUUAGAUUAGUUGCAUUAACUAAAUCUCAAGGGUUUCUUGUAAGCCCAUUUGUUUUAAUCCAAGUUGAAUAUAAAAAACCACCAUUGCCUCUUAGCUGGUCCAUUUCAGCCACUGUGAAAUAUUUCACAUGCAGCCUCCAUGCAGCAGAGUAUUCAAGUUCAUGUCUGUGUGAAUUCCAUGUUUCAU
This is a messenger RNA of Phyllostomus hastatus (greater spear-nosed bat), 3370 nucleotides long. RefSeq names its product collagen type XXI alpha 1 chain (gene COL21A1). Bases 112 to 2985 code for a protein of 957 amino acids. NCBI's taxonomy places the organism in Eukaryota, Metazoa, Chordata, Mammalia, Chiroptera, Phyllostomidae. The record is from RefSeq and is a predicted model, not a curated record. The transcript has 30 exons.